This is a messenger RNA of Trichechus manatus latirostris (Florida manatee), 2663 nucleotides long. RefSeq names its product Ras and Rab interactor like (gene RINL). The record is from RefSeq and is a predicted model, not a curated record. Gene Ontology annotation, cellular component: endocytic vesicle; cytosol. The transcript is spliced from 11 exons. NCBI's taxonomy places the organism in Eukaryota, Metazoa, Chordata, Mammalia, Sirenia, Trichechidae. The coding region runs from base 87 to 1703 and encodes 538 amino acids. Gene Ontology annotation, biological process: vesicle-mediated transport. Gene Ontology annotation, molecular function: small GTPase binding; guanyl-nucleotide exchange factor activity.
AACGCUUUCACUUCCUGCUACACAGGCCUCCCCUCGGAAAACAGCAGGGUCCAGACCAUGGCCCACCGGCCUCCUGCAUCCUGAGGAUGGCCCAGCUGGAGGACAAGGACUCCGCUGCCCCCACCAAUGGGGAGAGGCUGGCCCCAUUGCAGGUGAAUGGAGCAGGAGAGACCCCUCUAGGGGUCCUGAGGUCCCCAGAGCCACUCCUUCGCCUUCGGAGGACAUGGGGGGUGUGGCAGAUCCCAGAGCUGGAUGCCCAGGAUGCAAAGGCCCUGCUGGAACUGUGGCCACUGGGGAGUUUCCUUGUCACAGGACAUAGCCCCAGCCAGGACCUGGUGCUGAGGACGGGACCUUCACCAGGGGAAGUAAAAACCUACCAGAUCAACAAAAUUCCUGGAGGUGUGUCUCUGGAAUCCUCUAACGUCUGCAUGCCGGAUCUGCCCCAUCUCCUGGCCUUCCUAUCAGCCAGCAGGGAUGUUUUGCCCAGAAGACUGCUUUUGCCCCCUCCAACUCUAGGGCCUGGGAACGAACACACAGUUCCUCCACAGACUGGCAGGGUCCAACUCGACGCCUCAGGAAAGGCCCUCUCUGUGGUCAAUCAGCUCUACCUAGAGAUGCACAAAGAGCAGAGGAUGGAGCAGUCUCUCCCAGAGACCCCGCCAGAGACUGCCCAGAGAAACAGUCCAGCCCCCAGCAAGCCCACCCCUCACCGUGUCUCCUGGGUGGAAGGCCCACUAAGCCCAGAAGUACACUAUCCUGGGCCAGCUCUGGCCACCCUGGUGGAGAAGGAGGAGGAAGUGGAGGACGCCUACAGAGAUGAAGAGGAGGGACCUGAGGAUGCCCUCACCCUUCAUGUCCGGGCUUUGGCCAGGUCCUGGAGCAGCUAUGUGGCCAGGCAGUUCCGACACCUUCAGGAUCGCCUCACCUCGGCAGCAGGGAGCUCCCACAGGCCUGGGGACCCAGCCACAGAGCUGCUUCAGGAUGUGCAGCACCUGCUUACUGACCUCCAGGAGUACCUAGUAAAAGAUCCUGAAGUCAGGGCCGUCUUUGAGAGCAGGGGGCCUGGGGCGGCCCAGAAGGACCAGGAUCUUGGUAAUGAGGAGUUCCCUUGGAAGGGGACUUAUGGCCACUUCCUGAUCUCCCGCGGGUUCUGGUUUACCAUCUCUUGGCCCUGUAUAUGUAUUCACAUUCAACUUCUUUCUCUGCAGUCUUGUGCAUACCCAUUUGCUUUUGAGGUGUUUGCACGCCCAGCAAGGUGGAAGGGCAGACAGCUAUCGCGGCCCUGGGAAUCCGAUGGAAGGUGUUUGCGUGCCCCUACCCACCCCAGGGCCUGCCCUCCGGUUUCCCUAGAGCCCCAGGGGGCCGACGCUUUCCUGCCGGCGCUGGCGGAGGAGCUGAUCUGGAGUCCGAACAUUGGGGAGACGCAGCUGGAUGUGGAGUUCCUUAUGGAGCUCCUGGAUCCCAACGAGCUGCGGGGAGAGGCCGGGUACUACUUGACCACGUGGUUUGGAGCGCUGCACCACAUUGCUCACUACCAACCCGACGUGGGCCGCGCGCCCCAGGGGCUCAGCUCCGAGGCCCGCGCCUCCCUGCGCCAGUGGCACCGCAGGCGGACGUUGCACGGACAUGACCGCGCCAGCACCCAGGCUGACCUGCCCUUUGAGGAGCCGUGGGCAGGGGGAACAGAGCCCGGGAACCAGUGAUGGUUAGGGGUCUCAGACCCCUCUGUUCUUCAAGCAAGAUGGGGAAGGCUCACCGGGACAGCACCAGCUUCUGACCCCGUGGUUUAGGGGCAGCAAGGAGGAAGGGCAGUACUACAGGGGCCCCAGGAAAAGGGAACUGCCUGCCUCUGGGCCUUUGUACUGGCUGUUUCUGCUUCCUGGAAUGCCCUUCCCUCAUAUCCACACUGCGCCUUCCCUCCCCUCCUUUGGGGCUUCACUGCAGAUGUGCAGAUGUAACCUUUACAGGAGGCCCUCCCAGACCACCUGUCUGACACUUCCAUCCCUCUCACUUGACCCUCCACCUGGGAAGCAGAGUAACUGCGCCCCCCACCCGCCAAAGAUGUCCAUGAUCGAAUCCUUGGAACCUGUGAAUAUAUUACCAUACAUGGUAAAAGGGCCUUUGCAGAUAUGGUUAAAGUAAGCACCUUGAGAUGGGGAGAUUAUCCUGGAUUAUCCAGGUGGGCCCGGUGUAAUCACAAGUGUCCUUAUGAGAGGGAGGCAGGAAGGUCAGAGUCAGAGGAGGAGAUGUGGCAAUGGAAGCAGACGUCGAGUGGUGUGGCCAGGAGCCAAGGAAUGCCAGCAGAUUCUAGAAGCUGGAAAAGACAAGGACUGGACUGUCCCCUAGAGCCUCCAGAAGGAACACAGCCUUUGAUUUUAGCCCCGUCAGAACCACUUCAGACUUCUGACCUCCAGCCCUGUAAAAUAAUAAAUUUGUGUUCUUUUAAGCCACCAAGUUUGUGAUCACUUGUUAUAGCAGCAACUGGAAAUGCAUACAGCUUCUCAGCACUGACUGUAUAAAAGAGAAGAGAAGGGGAAGUAAUGCCCAACGCGACAAGUGAUGCUUAUCCAGAGAUACAAGAAUUUACUGGGAAAGUAGGAAAGCCCUCGCAAUCCGUCUCUUGAAGAGAUGUAUUGCCAUGAAAUGCUUAACAUUUUAUGUUU